UCAAACCAAGCCAAACUAAUUCUCGUAUCUGCAUGAGCUACACUGGUCAGUGGUCGCUGCACGCUCCCUGAUCAGCUACGCCCAUGCAUCUACUCAGCGGCUGCGUCGUCGCCACGGCCGUCGUGCUCGUCCUCAUCAGCCUCGGCGCCGCGCCACCGGCGGCCGUCGACGCGGCGACGGCCACGUUCAUCUACGCGGGCUGCUCGCCGUCCAAGUACGAGCCCAACACCGCAUUCCAGAGCAACCUCAACUCGCUCCUCUCCUCCAUCGCCUCCACCGCGUCCUCGGGCGCCGCCUACAACAGCUUCACCGCCGGCGGUGGCGCCGGGCCGGACCCGGCGGCCGGCACGGCCGCGUACGGGCUGUACCAGUGCCGCGGCGACCUGAGCCCCGGCGACUGCGUGGCGUGCGUGCGGCAGACGGUGGCGCGGCUGGGCGCCGUGUGCGCCAACGCGUACGCCGCGUCGCUGCAGGUGGACGGCUGCUACGUGCGGUACGACGCCGCGGACUUCAUCGGCCGCGCCGACACCACCACGGCGUACCGCAAGUGCAGCUCCAGCACGAGCCGCGACGGCGCGUUCCUGAGCAGCCGCGACGGCGUCCUCGGGGAGCUGCAGGCGGCGGCCGGGUACAAGCUGAGCACCUCCGGCACGGUGCAGGGGGUGGCGCAGUGCCUCGGCGACGUCCCGGCGAACGACUGCACCGCCUGCCUGGCCGAGGCAGUGGGGCAGCUCAAGGGCGCGUGCGGCACGGCGCUCGCCGCCGACGUCUACCUGGCGCAGUGCUACGUCAGAUACUGGGCAAAUGGUUACUACUUCCGCCCUAAUUCAGAUAACUCUGGAGACGAUGUUGGGAGGACUGUGGCGAUAAUAAUCGGUAUCUUGGCUGGACUGGCACUCCUCGUGGUGUUUAUUUCUUUCCUCAGGAAAGCAUGUUAGCAGCUGUCGGCGUAGCCAGCUUGGGUUGAGGACGUGAACAACAGGCGAUCGAACUCCAUUCACGGCAUCGCAUUCAUUUUGUUAGUUAUAGCAGAGAUUCACUGAUGCUCUACUUGCCUGAGAUGCACUGUCUUGUUUCAGUCGGUCUGCAGUCUGCAAAGAAAAAGAGGUUGAUCUGCGUGUAACGUACCAUUUGUUUGGGUUGCACUGAAGAUUGGAGUAUUGAACUGCAACGGCAGUUCUCUCCUCACUGCCGAGUUCAGCUACAACUUACUCCAUCCGUCCCAAAAUAAGUGCAGUUUUAGCACUGUUCAUGUCCAACGUUUGACCGUUCGUCUUAUUUGAAAAAAGAUUAUAAUUAGUAUUUUUAUUGUUAUUAGAUGAUAAAACAUGAAUAGUACUUUAUGUGUGACUAAUUUUUUUAAUAUUUUUUAUAAAUUUUUUAAAUAAGACUGAUGGUCAAAACGCUGAGCACACAUAUCUGACUGCAUUUAUUUUGGGACAGGGUAGCACUUUCGUACCUACACAAUUCACAUCUUGCUUGCUGCGCUGGAGAUUGAAACAAUACACGUAACGUACGGCCGCGUUGCCAGCCCACUACAAAUCACCAUGGCCCCGUGCCCUGGCCCACAUAAAUCCUGUUCUCGACCAACUAGAAUGGGCCUCAGGUAAGUCGCAAUUCGUUCCCAGCCCACUACAAAUGGCCCAACGCAAUCCUAACCAUGCAGGGAAUAAGUCCACUUUAACUCCCUUAACAGUGACCCGAAUUUAAUCCAUGACUCUCAACCGUAAAACCAGAUAGGAAGUCUAUCCGGUUAAAGUGCACUUUCUAUCUAGUUUUACAGUUGAGAGUCAUGUAUUAGAUUUAGGUCAUUUUUAAGGGAGUCAAAGUAGACUUGUUCCAACCAUGCAGUCCCCCGAGACGGGAGAAAGGAGCAGCCGGACUCGGUCCACUAAAAGAAGGGUUAACUGGAUCGAGCGCAUCUCAAGCAAGCAGAGCGCCUCCUCUUGCCGUCCUUCGUCCAGGAGGACUUCAGCUGCCGCAGCAGCAGUGGCGCAGGUAGGGAGGUGCCAAAGGGUGCCAACACCCUCCUAUCUAAACACUAUCACCAUUACACCCCUAUGUUUUUACUCUAUAUUAAGUUAGCUAAGAUAAGUAUUUAUCUAGUUUAUUUUGUAUAGUUUGAAAGUAUUAUCAGUUUAGUUAGUUAGCAAGUCUAAAAAUAUUAGCAAAAAACAUGAUAUACAAAAUUAGUUUGUGAUUUAUCAUCUUUUUCAAAGUAAAAUAAAUGAUACUUAUUUGUAAGAUUAUUUAAUAGUUUACAUUAAAAGAAUUUAGCAAAAAAGACUAGUUUCAAACUUUCAAUGAUAUUAUUAAAGAGCUAAAAUUCAAGUUUUUCUUAAAGAGCUACGUAUUGCUUAUUAUUGACGGUGACUAUUUAACCUACUUUACUAUGUAAAAACUCUCUUUAUAUAAAAGCUGGGCCAUCUGGCCUUCUAUCAAAAAAAAAAAGUUCCAGAAAUCAUUCUCGUUGAAUCGUAGUAUAGCUCAAAUAUGAAUAGAGGUAGAAAUUAAUGACCAGAAUUUACUUUCCCAAUUAGCUAGUAAGAGCAUCUAUGAUAAAAUCCAUCAGCAUGAUAUAACAUGAAUGGAGGGGAAAUGUGACAUUAAAUUUUAUGAAGGAUAAAAAAGUGAUAUCAUGCAGAUCUAGCCAAUGGCUAGGCAGAUGAAGACAAACAGGAGCAUUGCCGUUUGCUAUACAGGAGGAAUGAGUACAACCAAUAAACUCAUCCCAAAGCCACCUGUUUCAACCUUGUGAGCCAAUGAGCUGAUCAGCUGAACAUGGGAAAAUGAGGGAAGAGAAGUACCUGAUUCAGCAAGAAGACCCCAUGGGAACAGAAAAAAGGUAUAGGCCAGGAAGACACGAAUGAAUGGGCUGCUUGUGUGCAAUGAAACAAUCUCACUGAAGGAGAAACAAUUGUGUCGGUUUGUGUCCAAUAAAUCAAGAUGAAGAUUGGCGAAUCCAGCUGUUGUGCUGCAACAAUUAGUUUCAUAGAAAAAGGGGAGGCUAAAAUGCCUGCUAAAAUGCUGCAUCGAACCGAAGCCACCAGAUGAGUUGGACAUGAUUACAUGAGCCCUUUUACAGAUGGAAACCGCGCUAACAGGGGAAAGGGAUUUGAUGGAUCUUUGUAUCUGGACCAGGAAGAAACGUUUUCGUGGGUAUGGAUGAACAACUUGUUAGUGCCAUUGCUACCAGGUAUACAUGUAUCCUGUAGGAUAGUAGUUGGACGUGGGUGUAGCCGCGUAGGCGAACAGAUUGAUUCGUUGUGUUGUUGCUUGUUUGUGGGAGCUCAGCAUGCAAGAAGAUCCUUUAAUAGCUGCCCUUCCAGUUCUUUUCCUCUUAUAUUCCUUGAGAAGUGGAAGAGGCUGUUGGUUUCGCAGAGGGAGAGACCGUAGGAUGGUGGAACCAUGGAAGAUGAACCAAAUGACAGUUUUUGAUCGAGCCAUCAAGGAGGAGGCGAAUCGAUGAGGGGAAGAGGACUCGACAACGCACGAUGGAGGAAGGAGGAAGAGGAAAGGUUCACUGGCUGGCCCAGGUGGGAAAAUUGGGCUGGGCUCAGCGAGCAAGAGAAAAGGUCUCGAGGAAGCAAUCUGCACCGUUAAGAACGUGAAUCCAACGGAUGGAAUUAAGUGGUGAUGUGGCUUAACCUCAAAGCAGGAAAUUGCUAAUAACUAUACUAAGUGGGGAUGAUUUGUAUAGGUAUAUAGGAUUCGGUCUAAUGGUUUAUCUUUACUCCACACCCUCUAAUCUCAAAUCUUGGCUUCGCCCCUGCGCAGCAGCCUCGUCGUUGUUGACAUUUCCGCCUUGCUGCCCACAAGUGCGCCCGAGGUUGACCUAAAGACGCACUGUCUGAAGAAGUUAGCACCCCCUCUGUCCCUUGUGUGCCUCUAGUGCUCCCGAUCUGGGACGCCAUGGCCCCAAUCCAGCCAUUGUGCCGCUGCCAGCCCUUAGAUUGGGCUUCGGAAAGCACCAUUUCGACGCCCAUAGCCAGGUGAAGGACUUCAUCGCCAUCAUCCUCCUCAAACUCACUCUCUCACCACCCUGAAAUGGUUCAGCUUGUCUUCGAGUGGUACAUGUUUCUCGUGCUUGCGCCCAACGACGAGGUGAUGAGGUGAUAGGGAGAGAGAAAGGGGAAGGAAGAAGAGGAUAGAGGAAGAAGACGAGAGUAAUUUGAUAAAAAAAAUCUAGAAAUUUCAGCGAAAGGGUAAAUAACGAUACAUCUCGAAGGCAUGUUAAGUUGUAAUGGCAUACUUCCAAUUUCUUAAAUAAUAAUGAUAUUUUUUCAAA
This is a messenger RNA of Oryza sativa Japonica Group (Japanese rice), 4288 nucleotides long. Its product is annotated as plasmodesmata-located protein 8. Gene Ontology annotation, cellular component: plasmodesma. Lineage: Eukaryota; Viridiplantae; Streptophyta; Magnoliopsida; Poales; Poaceae. The record is from RefSeq and is a predicted model, not a curated record.